AUGGACAGUUCUCUUAGUGCGCAAGCGGCCCUCCGCCCGUUUGUGCAAACCUUCAUUCCAACUACCCGGGAGCAACGAGACCGCAUCAUGUCCACCGGCAAUAGCAUUCAUCCGAAUCCCGUGCACCCACAGUACUUACAGCCUCGGCAGCAACAUACAAGUUUCCCCGGGUCCCCACAUCACUCGGGUCAUCAGAGCGGCGGAACAUCACCCUACGGUUCCUCAUUUCCCAUGAACACUAUGAAUCCGAACCUCCCGACGCCAACCUCUUAUGCCCAGGGUCUGCCCUCUAGGGCCUCCUCACAUCCCGCUCCUAGCUCCAAUUCUCAGCAACAGCAACAACAACAACAACAGCAGAGCCCGCAGCAGGGUGGAUACCUCGACCCCGCUGCCUAUCUUAAUAUGGGGGAGGUGAUGGGUAUGGACAUGGACCCGAUCCCCAUGGGGAAUAAUAUGGAUAUGGAUUUAAGUAUUCUUUCCGCAGAAGAACAUGGAGAUCUUAGGGUUUUGCAGGAACGGGGGAGGGGCCGGGACCGCUUGCAUGCUCAGAGACUCCACUCAAUGUCGCAUCCGGAUGGCCAGGAUGGUGCCGGCCGGGGAAGGGGCGCUGUUGGCGGACGGAGGAAGCGUUCCGAGAGUGACGACAGCGUACACGAGCCCGUUGGCGUCGUCAGAGGGUCGAACACCGGUAACCGGAAGCAGAGGGGCAGACCACGGCUGGACACUAAAGAUGAGAAUGCUGCAGAUGUAGGAACCCUCGCUGGUUAUCACCACUCGUAUAGCCCUCUUGCUAAUGAGUUGCAUAGCGUCGGCGAACCCAAAUCAGACUUGCCCAGAGGGCCUAUAGAUUACGGAAGGAGACCACGAUCUCCUCGCUGAGGAAUAGGGUAACUGAAUUGGAGACCGCCAUUGAUGGAAUGCAGAGCACGUUCCUGGAGCUCCACGAGUCGGCCAUGAAGUGCUUGAGCAAGAGCAACGAUGCCCAAACCCUUGGCUACGGAACAAACCUCAAGGAACUUACCGAGAGGUUCUUGAGCUUGGCAAAGGGAGCCCUGGGCAGCUCCGAGGGAGCGGAUUCCCAUGACGAUGAAGGCGAAGGUGAGAACAAUGGCGAGGACAACUCCGCAAGGGCGAAGCGGCGGCGGAGUAGGGACGAAGACGGAGGCCCUGGCUCGGGGGGGAUGCAGGCGAACGGCCCAAACGGAGUGGCCAGUUAUGGGGGAUACGAAGUCAGUUACACCAGACAGAACAACUCACGAGAUUCCUUCAAUAAUAACAAUGGCAGUCAAAGUCGGAGUAGCGGGAACGGGAACGGGAACGGAAGGAGUGAUGCUACGAUGGGUCAUAUGGACUCGUCUCCAACGCCGAACCCUUACAGCGAUGCAUAUAUCUCUAGUUCCCCGGAGAGCGGAUAUGCCAACUACGUCCAGCCUAACAACAACCCUUUACAAGCGGCUGCUCAGUUCCGCCAGGAGGGGCCACUGGCUUACGAGGGAUUCUCGUAUUCAUUUCACGAGACCAACUUCUCCCGAAGGCUGCACCGCGCUGCGCUUGAGCACGCCCAUUUCAUGCUCACAUCACCUAACGCCGACCCACAAGAGGUUGCGCGCAUGUUUGCAUACACGUUCUGCUACCUUUCCAAAGCCGAUGUUAUCCGGGUCGUCAACCGGCUCCUUAACACAACCACCAAGGAAAGCCUGAAUAUCCGAGACUACCCAGAGAUCCUGCCCAAAAGCGUCCGCCCGGAGGUUAUGGAAGCCUACCUCUCUAACUCGGACACGUCGGUAUUCACCGACGGCCUAGCGGGUGAGGAUAUGAAAGACUUUGACCUCCGCCUGGAAGCCAAAAAGACGAUGCUAAAAAUGGGCAUCGACCAAAAGUUCCUACGCCCCGACGAAGUGGAAAAGUACAUUAUGGAGCUGGGAAUAUUGACCUCCAACCGGCAACAACAACAAUCUCACCUCAUUGACCCAAGCCUCGUGGAAACCAGUAAACCCCGUUCCUCCCCCCAACAGCUGCUGAAACAAACCCCAGAAGUACCGGAAGGUUCAACGGACUACCUGACGGCAAACAGGAUGGCCACGCCCUCCUACCUCAUCCACCCCGUUGCCACCCCCUCACCCUCUCCCACCCCCUCACCCCCGGCAAAUGCUAGAGAAUCCCGGUCCCCAUCGUCCUCCCCACACCUGACCAUGGAGAAGAAACUUCGCCUCUUUGACACGCACUCCCCGCCCACUGCCCGCGACGAACUGGACACACCAACCUCCACCAACGUCCUCGAAGGGGUGAAAAAGAACAUUGACAUAGACGUGUUUGUGAACCGUAUGUGCUCCCCCGCCCGCACCCACACCAAGGUUGCUGCAGGUGCAAGCAAUAUUACGUUCCCGAUGCCCGGGACGGCUAGAAGAGAGUUCCUGACGUGUUGGUGAUUUAUGGCAGAGCUGGUCAAGAAGGGGGUAUGUCUGGGCAGGUUUCCGGGGUUCAGGAAGAGUGAUGUUGAGGAGGCUAUUAGGGCUGCUUGGUUGGGCAUGGGGGUUCACUGA
Tuber aestivum (summer truffle) is the source of this 2543-nucleotide messenger RNA. The record is from the annotation of a GenBank genome assembly. Lineage: Eukaryota; Fungi; Ascomycota; Pezizomycetes; Pezizales; Tuberaceae.